AUGUUCUGUCUAACUGAACAUCAUUUGAGUGAUAAUUGGUUUACUCAUGUUUCUUAUCCUCUUGAAUUACCUAUUCCAAGUAUUCCAGAAAAUUCUGUAUUGGUGGGUUUUGCGCAGGCUGUUUAUGGCAUGAGCAAUGAUUUGAAUAUAAAAGGCCCUAUUGAAAAAUCAAGAGAUAUAGUCAUGUACCAUUUACCUGUUGUGCUUCAAAUCCUUAUAAAUAUAUGGAAAGCUUUUCGAAAGCCUCAAUGGGAUCAUCAAGUAAUGCAUUCCAUAGGCGAUGUCAAAGUGGACGCUAUUUUGCAUAGUUUUUCAUAUGCUGCAGAUCAAGCAAAGCAAAGACUUCAAUCUAUUUUUGAAAAGCUUUUUAAAUAUUCGACGGCAGACUUUGUUGAAGGAUUAACAGAGAUUUUUUAUAUUGAAAAUCCUGUUGCUCUUGAAUUUGAUGAAACAGUAUUAGAAGAAGCUCAACUGAAUGAAGUUGCCUUGGAAAUUCUCGAUUCUACACCUAAUAAUACACCUCAGCAUGUUAUUUCCACACUUUUAGACAGUAUUCGUCAAAGAACGCCUAAUAUUAGUAGAACCAGACGUCGAAGAAUAUUAAGACAAGGAAAAUUGACAGACACUUCUAUUUUAAGAUUUGCUGAAAUUUAUUGUAGCCACAUUAAGGAUCCAGAAUCAAUUGUAUUAUUAUGGCCAAUGAUUCACUCUUUUUCAAAAGAUUAUUUAUCACAAGCUAAUACAUACAAAGCAUUAUUACCGAGCCUAAUGCGAUUCUUGACUGUGUCCCUGGAAGAAAUUUCCAAGUCCACUAACUAUGAACAAGAUAAACGAAUUCGAAAAGAUGCCCAAGACUUGUAUCAAAGAUGCAUUGAUUAUUGUAUUUUGAUUUCUGGAAAAUCAAUUGAUCAAAGCCUUUGGGUACGUGGAAGAUCAGCUAUUUAUGAUGAGCCUGUCGAUGACAAUGCAUCUGUUCAUACAGUAGAUUCUAUAGAUACUUACAAGGGACAUACCAUGUUGACAAAUAAUAGCAAUCUGGGUGGUGCUUUAAUACCAACUAUUCAACAAUCGACGGACACAAAGACGACUGGUAACGUAUCUAUCAAUAGUGUAUCUGAAAUGGAGAAAAAGACAAUCUGGAAGCUAAAAGAAGAUUCUAUGAUUAACCAUGUAAAUCAGUAUCUUGCUAAUCAAGUUAUACCUCGACUACGUCUACUUAUUGGUGAUAAUGACAAGAUUAAUUCUUUGCUCAACAAUUUAGUGUAUUAUGUCAUUGGUCCUUCAUUAAAGUCAAAAGUGUAA
This is a messenger RNA of Cokeromyces recurvatus, 1302 nucleotides long. RefSeq lists its product as uncharacterized. Bases 1 to 1302 code for a protein of 433 amino acids. Lineage: Eukaryota; Fungi; Mucoromycota; Mucoromycetes; Mucorales; Mucoraceae. The transcript is spliced from 2 exons. The record is from RefSeq and is a predicted model, not a curated record. Gene Ontology annotation, biological process: Golgi to endosome transport. Gene Ontology annotation, cellular component: trans-Golgi network; endosome.